Molecule: messenger RNA, 2009 nt
Organism: Drosophila innubila
Lineage: Eukaryota; Metazoa; Arthropoda; Insecta; Diptera; Drosophilidae
Gene: eIF3d1
Product: eukaryotic translation initiation factor 3 subunit D-1
Exons: 4
Coding region: 131-1822 (563 amino acids)
Biological process (GO): translational initiation
Cellular component (GO): cytoplasm; eukaryotic translation initiation factor 3 complex
Molecular function (GO): translation initiation factor activity
Source: RefSeq, a predicted model, not a curated record
ACAUCUCUCUUCGCACAUAUUCGCGAGCUCGUCACAUAGUUUUUUUUUUCAUAGCUGGCACAUAAUAAUAUUUUGGCAUUUGUAACUGCAAUUAUUAAUUAAAUAGAGAUCAACCAGUUACAAGUGUGAGAUGAGCGAGACUAUUAAUACCGCGGUCCAGUUUCCGACCUUCGAGAAACCGACCGUACAGUUCAAUGAAAAGGGUUGGGGGCCAUGCGAGUUGCCGGACACGUUUAAGGAUGUGCCGUAUCAGCCGUUCAGCAAGAACGAUCGCCUAGGCAAGAUCUGUGACUGGACAAGCACCUCCAACAAUGACAAGAAGUAUCAAAACAAGUAUGCUUCUACGUUUGGUACUGGAAAUCAAUAUGCUUACUACCAUGAGGAGGACGAGACGACGUUCCAUCUGGUGGACACGGCACGCGUCCAGAAGCCACCGCAUCAACGCGGACGCUUCCGCAACAUGCGAAACUCGCGUUCGGGACGCGGUCGCAAUGCACGCGGCGGUCUUAAUACGCACGGUCAUGGUAUGACCACUUUAAGCAGCAAGAAUGUCAAGGCCCGUGAUCCGAGACGCGGAGUGGGCAAACGAUUUGGCAACCGUGGUCCUCCACCGAAAAUGCGUGAGUCGUCGGUUGCCGUGCGUGCUGACUGGGCGUCCAUUGAAGAGAUGGACUUUCCUCGUCUUAUCAAGCUUUCGCUGCCGAACAUCAAGGAGGGCGAAGAUAUUACCACUUGCGGCACGCUCGAGUACUACGACAAGACGUACGAUCGCAUUAACGUGAAGAACGAGAAGCCGCUUCAGAAGAUUGAUCGCAUUGUGCACACGGUAACCACCACUGACGAUCCCGUCAUUCGUCGUCUGUCCAAGACGGUUGGCAACGUCUUUGCGACCGAUGCGAUUUUGGCUACUAUUAUGUGCUCGACACGUUCCAACUACUCCUGGGAUAUUGUUAUCGAGAAAGUUGGCGAUAAGAUCUUCAUGGACAAGCGCGACCAUACGGAAUUCGAUCUGUUGACGGUGAAUGAGACCAGCGUGGAGCCACCUACUGAUGAUGACAGCUCGUGCAACUCACCGCGCAAUCUGGCUAUUGAAGCUACCUUCAUAAAUCAUAACUUCAGCCAGCAAGUGCUCAAGACCGGCGACCAGGAAGCCAAAUAUAAGUUUGAGGAAACCAAUCCCUUUAUCAGCGAGGACGAGGAUAUACAGGUGGCUAGCGUUGGUUAUCGCUACAAGAAAUGGGAGUUGGGCAGCGAUAUUGUUUUGGUGGCGAGGUGCGAGCAUGACGGUGUGCUUCAAACGCCCAGCGGAGAGCCCCAGUUCAUGUCCAUCAAGGCACUGAACGAAUGGGACUCUAAGCUGGCCAAUGGUGUCGAAUGGCGCCAAAAGCUGGACACCCAACGUGGCGCUGUGUUGGCCAACGAGUUGAGAAACAAUGCGUGCAAGCUGGCCAAGUGGACGGUGCAAGCUGUGCUGGCAGGAUCCGAUCAGUUGAAAUUGGGCUAUGUGUCACGUAUUAAUCCCCGCGAUCAUUCUCGUCAUGUCAUUUUGGGCACUCAGCAGUUUAAGCCACACGAGUUCGCCACACAGAUCAAUCUGAGCAUGGACAACGCUUGGGGCAUUCUACGUUGCAUCAUUGACCUGGUGAUGAAGCAAAAGGAUGGCAAAUACCUGAUCAUGAAGGAUCCCAACAAGCCAAUUAUUCGCUUGUAUGAUAUACCCGAUAACACAUUCGAUUCGGAUGAUUCGGACGAUGGCGAGGGCGAUGAUGGUGAAGGUUUCCAGCAGGUCUACAACUAUGCCAACAACAGCAACAAGAUUUAGUUCUACUUUUAUAUCUGUGCACUUUAUAACGUUAUAGACACAUAUACACACACUCGUAUAAUCAUAAAAAACCGGUUAAACAAUGCCAAAUCACAAUAUUAAUAUUGAUCGUGGUGGCAUUUGUUAUAAUCAUUUGAUUUGUUUGCAAUUACAACUGGUUCCGAGUAAAGCACAGAAUGGAAAUAGA